AUGAUUUGCCAGAAUUGGACAUUGCACCUUUUGGGCAUCGCGUCCCUAGCCAGCGUCGCACUUGCCCAGCCAUCUCAACGUCCUACUAUCAGCGUUGGAACUACCAGAUCGAGCCAGUACCAUUGGUGCGGCACGGACGAGGGCAACGAUCAUCUCGGGGGAGAAGACGACUUGGUCGCUCUCGAGGCACUCUCUAAACGCUCUUUGGAUACAGAGAAUCCGAUUGGCCGCAAGAACCCCAUAAAGAUUCCCGUCAAUAUCUUCUUGGUCGGAACGGAAGAACAGCGAGGGGAGCUCAAAGAAAAUUCUGCCCUCUUACAAAUCGAAGACGCCCUCGCCGAGGGAUACUCGCAGCACGGCAUCUUCUUCGGCCCUAUCGAGACAUACCAGGUCGCCGGCGACGAAUAUGUCAACGUCAACCACUCUGAACGCAAAUUUAGGCAGACCCUGGACAUGAAGGAAGGUCUCCGCAUCGGCGGAGCCGAGACACUGAACGUGUACGUCGUGCCAAAGUUGGACCGCGGUACCCUCGGGUACGCCGUCUUUCCUUGGAUCCUGUCAACCUACACUGAUGAGCGCGCGUUGGCCAUGGACGGCGUUGUCCUCGGGUACUGGGGCCUGAAACACUUCCUGUCCAGAAAGGCCAUAGUCCACGAGGUGGGACACUUCUUGGGGCUUCUUCACCCGUUCCAGGGAGGCUGCAAAUCCCUCGACGGGGACAGUAUACCCGACACGCCGCAGGCAACAUACGUCAGCCAGCACUGCGAGCCCAAGGAUACGUGCCCCCAGCUCCCCGGUCAUGAUCUGAUAAAGAAUUAUAUGAUGUACUCGGCAUGUUCCGAGGACCUCUCCUUCACGCCUGGUCAAGUAUCCAGGAUGCGAGAGGCUUGGUACAAGUGGCGCGACCCCCAAACCAGAAAGCUUACUUAUCUCACGAGCGAGCCUAUCCGAACGACACCCAAUUCCACCAUGAUUGUCACUAAAUUCUGUUAG
Molecule: messenger RNA, 993 nt
Organism: Colletotrichum orchidophilum
Lineage: Eukaryota; Fungi; Ascomycota; Sordariomycetes; Glomerellales; Glomerellaceae
Product: metalloprotease 1
Exons: 4
Coding region: 1-993 (330 amino acids)
Molecular function (GO): metallopeptidase activity
Source: RefSeq, a predicted model, not a curated record